AUGGUGAUGAAUGGUUUUUCCAGAGCAAAAAAUCUUCACUUGCAAUCGUUACUGCUGCUCUCUGAGAAGGUGCAGGUGAGGGAAACCAUGCGCUGCAUGCCUCUGCCUCAGAGUCUUCUGUUUGGGAAAGAAAACUUUGCCCCCUUUGGCUACAUGCCAGCGACUGUGUCAGUGCUGCUGAAUCCAGGAAAAUAUGUUCCCGAUGGAGUUGUAUAUCCUAAAGCAGAGUGGCUUGGAAAUGAAUUGAUUUCUAAACUGGUGAAAUGGUCUACAGAGGUCCCCAAAAAUGAAUUUAAGAGUACGCUCUCUCUCGUUUCUGUAGCUAGAUACAGCCAGGUCUAUCAGGAGUUAAAGGAAAAGUUCAAAGAGAUGGUCAAAGUUUGGCCCGAAGUAACAGAUCCUGAAAAGUUUGUAUAUGAGGAUGUUGCUAUAGCUACUUAUCUGCUGGUCCUCUGGGAAGACGAGAGAGCUCGGAAGGGCCUGUCCCAGAAGCAGUCCUUCGUGGACCUGGGCUGUGGAAAUGGACUCCUGGUUCACAUUUUAAGUAACGAGGGGCAUCCAGGAAAAGGAAUGGAUGUCCGGAGGAGGAAAAUAUGGGACAUGUACGGCCCUCAGACCUUCUUGGAGGAAAGUGCCAUUAAUCCAAACAACCUUUAUCCGGAUGCUGACUGGUUGAUUGGAAAUCAUUCCGAUGAGCUGACACCCUGGAUCCCCGUGAUGGCAGCCAGGUCUUCCCACUAUUGUCGCUAUUUUCUGCUGCCCUGCUGCUUUUUCGACUUCUAUGGGAAAUACAACCGUCGGCAGAGCCAGAAGAGCCAGUACAGGGAAUA
Molecule: messenger RNA, 830 nt
Organism: Thamnophis sirtalis
Lineage: Eukaryota; Metazoa; Chordata; Lepidosauria; Squamata; Natricidae
Source: RefSeq, a predicted model, not a curated record